GCAAAGGAUGUCCGCUACUUGUGUGCUAGAUUUGGCAAAAAGGCAUAACACUGGCAGGCCGAGGUUCCAUAUGAAGUAAGCACUCGCCAAACAUUUAGGAUAUUUCAGGGGUACCCUCCAAUCGGAUUUUCACCUUCCAUCGGCUUAGGAAUUUCAUGCCCUUUCCUGCAACUUUUAAUCACUACCCUCUAAAACCAACAACCCAACUCUCUCUCAUCACCAUUUUCAUUUUAUUUUCUCCAGGUCUGACCGAACCAAAAGCUAGCAAACAUCAUGGAGAGGAACAGCUUGAACAACAAGUUGAAAGACCCAAGCAUUGGCACUAGAGGCAUUAAAGACAGCAUCAACAACGUUAACAUUAUGCCUAAGGCUAAGGAUUCCCUCAACUGUAAUAUUAGCCAAAGCCAUGGAGGUGAUGAUUAUGUAAAUGGGUUUUCAUGGCCUCCAAGAUCUUACACGUGUAGCUUCUGCAAAAGGGAAUUCAGAUCUGCUCAAGCUCUGGGCGGCCAUAUGAAUGUCCAUAGGAGAGACAGAGCCAGGCUGAGACAGUCACCCCCAAGAGACGGUCAGUACCCUAUUCUCAAUCUUAACUUUAACCCUAACCCUAACCCUAAGUUUUCAUCCUCAUCAUCAUCAUCAUCAUCAUCACUAUCAUUUGCUCGCCCUUUGCCUUGUUUAGUUUCUCCUCCACUUUCUUCAUUAACUUCACCAUCUUCUGCUUCUCCUGGCGAAGUGCAAAAAUGGGGUUUAGUUGGUAGCUUAUUUGAUUCUUUGAGUCCCAAAAGAAGCACGGAUGUAGCUGAAAUGAAGAGUGCAAAGUUGGUUAAUAAGGGAAAAGAAUUUGAUGGCUUCAAGCAAGGAGACGGGUGCAUGAUUUUGAAGAAGCCUGAGAUUGUCAGGUUAGACCUGGAGAUUGGUCUCCUCAGUGAGUCAAAGGAGGAUGAUUUAGAUUUGGAACUUCGCUUGGGAUACUCUUAAAAAAAGGAUAUGAGCUUUUUCAGCUAACUGCAUCUAUUUAC
Molecule: messenger RNA, 1019 nt
Organism: Corylus avellana
Lineage: Eukaryota; Viridiplantae; Streptophyta; Magnoliopsida; Fagales; Betulaceae
Product: transcriptional regulator SUPERMAN-like
Source: RefSeq, a predicted model, not a curated record